AUGUCCACCGGCUCCGCUGCAAGUGAUGCCGAGGACUAUGAGACAUGCCACAGAAGGACUGACACCUCGCUGGAGAGGAGCGCGCGGAAGAUUCCCUGCUAUAAUCCCAGCCGGUAUUCAGAUGAGGAGUUCGAAGACGACGGCGCGGAGGGGAGAACCAAGCGCGAGCGCAAACUCUCCAGGGCGCAGCAGAAGGAUGCGCGGCAGUCGCAGAGAAACGCGGCCAACGCCAGGGAGAGGUCGCGCAUGAGGGUGCUGAGCAAAGGGUUCUCCAGACUGAAAACCACCCUGCCCUGGGUACCAGCGGACACCAAACUGUCCAAACUGGACACGCUUCGACUCGCCUCGAGCUACAUCUGUCACCUGAGACAGCUCCUGCAGGACGACCGAUUCGAGAACAGCUUUGUGCACCCUGUCAACCUGACCUGGCCAUUCAUGAUGUCAGGCCGGUCUGAGGACAGCGGCAUCUCACCCACUGCGAGACUAUGUGGAGCAACAGCAUAG
Molecule: messenger RNA, 504 nt
Organism: Anarrhichthys ocellatus (wolf-eel)
Lineage: Eukaryota; Metazoa; Chordata; Actinopteri; Perciformes; Anarhichadidae
Gene: msc
Product: musculin (activated B-cell factor-1)
Exons: 2
Coding region: 1-504 (167 amino acids)
Biological process (GO): developmental process; regulation of transcription by RNA polymerase II
Molecular function (GO): protein dimerization activity; RNA polymerase II transcription regulatory region sequence-specific DNA binding; DNA-binding transcription factor activity, RNA polymerase II-specific
Source: RefSeq, a predicted model, not a curated record